Molecule: messenger RNA, 669 nt
Organism: Myzus persicae (green peach aphid)
Lineage: Eukaryota; Metazoa; Arthropoda; Insecta; Hemiptera; Aphididae
Exons: 2
Coding region: 1-612 (203 amino acids)
Source: RefSeq, a predicted model, not a curated record
AUGAUGGGAAUGAUGGGAACAAUUGUUCCAAAUGUAAGGGGUGCAACUGUGCAAAUUUCAGAAUGCAGAGGUAAGUUUGGAAAUAUCUAUUCAGGCGUACACAAUGAAACCGACUAUGAUCGGGUAUAUAAACGCAAUGAUUUAAAAAAUAUUUUAGUUUUACAGGCAUUAUAUUAUUGUAUUUUAAUUUUUUGUUUUACCUAUCAUAGUGUGCAAGACAAUGAAAAUGAAGAAUCUAUUAUCGUAAAAUUUGUGAAAGACUUUUUUGAAAUCUUAGACAAAAAUCGUCAUAUAGUUCAUACAUUGUUCCCUGAAGAUGGGACAUGUAUUAUGCUUGGCCACCGUAUGACUGGCCAUUCAGCAAUUACACGAGCAAUGUUAUCAAUGGCCACCACAAUUCAUCAACUAUUCAGUAUCGAUAUUUUAACUCUCGAUAUGCAGUUACCUGAUAAAGUUCAAAUGUUCCAAGUGCUGUGUGCAGGUGAUGUCAAAUUUGGAAAUGAUGGAGAGAUACACGGCUUCACUGCUACUUUUUUAGUAUAUUUUUUAAGGCCCAAUGUUUUGAAUGUAGUAUCGUUUAACGAACGAUGUCAAUGGCCUAAAUUGUCCUAGUGUUAAGUUAAUAAACAAAUUUAAAAAAUAGCAAAAACGUAUAAAAAAUGUUUUUUA